UUAGAGGACAGUCUAAUUAAUAUACGUACAAAAAUUCAUGAUCAUAGACUACAGAUCCAUAAAAAUACAGACCCCGAAACUUUUAAUAAAAACGGCAACUAAAUAUAAUUUUUUACGUACUCAACGAGGAAGACCAGAUUUUAAUUUAGUAUCAGAAACACUUACAUUUUUAGAUUGUAUUUGUGGAAGCACAAAAGGAAGUCUUGGAGUAUUUGCAGAAAUUGGUGAACAUAGUAUUCUAACAGAAUUUUGUCAAGGUCCUUGUCAUGAAAAUCAAAAUGCUUUAGCUAGACAUGAAAGUAAUGGAAUGGAUAUUGUUAUAUCUCUAGUACUUAAUGAUAUUAGACCUUUGGCAGAUCAAAGAAUGGAAUUGGCUUUAGAAAUUAAAAGUCAAGCCUCCAAACUUUUAUUAGCCAUAAUGGAAUCUAGAGAUGAUUCUGAAAAUGCUGAUCGUGUUCUUCGUUUAAUGGCCCAUAGCGUCACAAGUACAAGUACUUCUUCCUCUUUAUCUUCAUCAUCAACUAGCGGGGGCGCUAAACAAUUAAUUAAAGCAAUUGGGCAUGCUUAUUCAAUGUCUUCAACAUAUUCCCCCUCUCCUUCCUUUUCUUCUACUCCUGGACAAGCAUUAGAAGUUGCUAAUCAUUUACAUCAACAACAAAUAUUAACAGAAAAUAUUUCUGAAAAUAAAAAAACUUUUGGAGGAUUUAAAUAUUUAAUUUCUUGGAUUUGGCCUUUUUCUAAAAAUAAUUUAAAUAAACCAGAAAUUUGUUUAUCUUCUAAUGGAAAUAAUUUAAAGAAUAAUAAUAAAGAAGAAAAAGACAAAAUUAAAGACAAAGCUUUAUUAACAACAUCUAUUCCGACUUUAGUUGACCCUAAAGAAGUUGGCCACAAUAUUUUUAUUUUAGCCCAACAAUUAGGUCGGCAUAGUAAAGAAUUAAAUUGGCAUCUUUGCCCAGAAAAUGCAACAAAUGAAAAUAUUAAAAAUGCUUUAACAUUUUAUCAGCAACAUACAGGACAAAUUGAAAUUGUUCGUUCUGAUCGAAAAAUGGAAAGAGUACUUUUUCCAAUUAAUGAUAUUUGUGGGUUUUUAACUGAUGAAACAAAACAUUCAGUUUUUGUUAAUACCGAAAAGGAUGCACAAGGAUCGAAAAUUUCUGAUUUUUUUGAUAAAUGGCCUAAUUUAUAUAAUGAAAUGAAAUGGCAAAGAAAAUUACAAAGUAAAGAGAAUUUAAAUAAAAUAAAUUUAUUUAAAUAUUUAGAUAGACAAUUAUUAAGUUAUUUCACUAAACGUUUACAUAUUUGGUCAAGAACUUGUUUCUUUUUGUCUGUUCUUCUUAAUUUAAUUUUAGCAAUUUCCUAUCCAUUUGAACAUUCACAAAAUUUUGGACAAUCACUAUUUUUGAGUGCUGACAAUCCUUUUAUUUAUUUAUCUUUUUUGGUUGCUCUUUUAUAUUUUUUCUUUUGUUGUUCUCCUGAAUGGCAUUCUGUUGGAUUAUCCUUUUGUUCACAAAUUAGUUUAUUUCUGGCAAUGUUUUCAUCAUCAAUUUUAUCAACAGCACUUUUUGGAUUGUUACCAACACUUUGGAUUUUGGGUACUUUACAAUUUGUUGUCAAAUGUAUUCACAUAACUAGUUAUUCAGGCAAUAAAGGAUUUGUGGAAGACCAUAAUUGGAAACAAAUAUUUUCUGAUUCAACAUUUUUAUAUCAUUUGGCUUAUUUAAUUUGUUGUUUGUUAGGACUUUUAAUCCAUCCGUUUAUUUAUUCUUUAUUGUUAUUUGACGUUAUUGCUUGUGAAGAAACACUUCAAAACGUUAUUAGAUCAGUUACUCGUAAUUGGCAAUCUAUAUUUUUAACUGGUCUUUUAGCAUUAAUUUUAGUUUAUCAUUUCUCUAUUAUUGGGUAUUUAUUCUUUCAAAGAGAUUUUCGAUUAGAAGUACAUAAAUUAACGGAUUCUGAAGAAGAAAUGGAAAAUAAAUGUUUAAAUGAAAAUAAUUAUUUUUAUAAAAAUUAUUUAAAAGAAGAGGAAAAUAAACAAAAAUGUGAAGAAAAAAAUAAUUUAAUUGAAGAAGAUGAUGAAUUAGAAUUAAAAGUACCUUCUUGUGAGACACUUAGAAUGUGUAUUUUAACAACACUUAAUUGGGGACUUAGGAACGGAGGUGGAAUUGGUGAUGUUUUGCGGAGUGUUAGUCCUCAUGAGCCUUAUUUCUUUUGGAGAAUUUUGUAUGAUAUGACUUUUUAUAUUGUUUUAAUUAUUAUUGUUCUUAAUUUGAUUUUUGGAGUAAUUAUUGAUACUUUUGGUGAUUUGAGAACAGAAAAAAAUGAAAAAGAAUUUACUUUGAGAAAUACUUGUUUUAUUUGUGGAUUAGAAAGAGGAAAAUUUGAUAAUAAAUCAGUUCAAGUAACAUUUGAUGAACAUAAUGAAAGGGAACAUAAUCUUUGGCAUUAUAUUUAUUUUAUUGUUUGGCUACAAAUUAAAGAUGAAACAGAAUUUACUGGACCAGAAAGUUUUGUAUCUAAAUGUGUUAAAAAUCAUAAUAUGGAUUGGUUUCCAAGAAUGCAAGCAAUUUCCUUACAAAAAGAAAAUGAAAAUAAUUUGGAAGAAAUUGAAAAUAAUAAUAUACAAAAACAACAAUUAUUACAAUUAGAAUUAAAUAAUUUGAGAGAACAAUUACACCAAAAUCAAUCUUUACUUAGAGAAUUUGGACAAAGAAUGCAAGAAUUACAUCAAUUAUUAAUUAUUGAUCAACAACAAAAUUAA
Molecule: messenger RNA, 2758 nt
Organism: Meloidogyne enterolobii
Lineage: Eukaryota; Metazoa; Nematoda; Chromadorea; Rhabditida; Meloidogynidae
Source: the annotation of a GenBank genome assembly